Messenger RNA from Zingiber officinale, 542 nucleotides. RefSeq names its product putative calcium-binding protein CML19. Lineage: Eukaryota; Viridiplantae; Streptophyta; Magnoliopsida; Zingiberales; Zingiberaceae. The transcript has a single exon. The coding region runs from base 71 to 496 and encodes 141 amino acids. Gene Ontology annotation, molecular function: calcium ion binding. The record is from RefSeq and is a predicted model, not a curated record.
CCUAUAAAUGUACGCAAAUGACAGGCAUGGAGAGUAAUCUCUAGCUGGUGCACGUCCAUUAAUUAAUUAGAUGGCUUCCAUAUCCCUCGACGCGGCCAUUCGCUCCCUCGACAGAGACGGCGAUGGCAAGAUCUCCGCCGCCGAGCUCGCCCUCUGCAUGGUAAGCCUCAUGGGCGUGGAGCUGCCGCAGGAAGAGGCGGCGGCCCUCGUGGCCCUCGCGGACGGCGACGGCGAUGGGCUCCUGGAAGUGGAGGAGCUGGCGAGCGUGCUGCAGGCGGGGGGCGAGGAGGAGGCGGAGCGGGAUUUGCUGGCGGCGUUCGAGACGUACGAGAGCGACGGUGAAGGGUGCAUCACGCCGGUGAGCCUGAGGAGGACGCUGAGCAUGCUGGGGACGUCGAAGGAGGUGCACGAGUGCAAGGAGAUGAUUUGUAGGUUUGAUCUCGAUGGCAACGGAGUGUUGAGCUUUGAGGAGUUUAAAAUUAUGAUGAUGGUGUAGGUUUGUGGUGGCUAUCAAUUAUUGAUAGAUUUAUUAAUUACUGAUA